This is a messenger RNA of Nelumbo nucifera (sacred lotus), 971 nucleotides long. RefSeq names its product GRIP/coiled-coil protein. Lineage: Eukaryota; Viridiplantae; Streptophyta; Magnoliopsida; Proteales; Nelumbonaceae. The record is from RefSeq and is a predicted model, not a curated record. Gene Ontology annotation, biological process: response to oxidative stress.
GGACCCAGAUUGGGUGACCAGGUCCACCCAUUGUUGUACCAGUCACGAAAUGAGGGUGGGGAGUAGUAGGAAAAUUGCUUUUUGAUCCCGUCAACUCCGGGAAGCAAUUUCUGGAUCUGGUUGCUUUUGCUUGAGCCGUUGAGCGUAGAGAGUAACGCAUUGGAAGAGAACGUUCGGGUAGAAUGCGCGGGCGAAUCGAUGCUCGUCCGAACAGGAACGAGUCGGCGUUCACUCGGGCGGUGAACGCGGUGUUCGCCUUCGUCCGCCUGGCCGAGUUCGAAAUCCUCUUCUUCCUCUUCCUGGUCAUCACCUUCAUCGUAUUCAAAGAUUUGACGUCUAGGCCAGAAUACAAUCAGAUUCUGGUGAAGAAGCCCGGUGGCAAUGAUUUCUGGCCUUACUAGAGAUAUCCAGAAACUUCUCUGAGUAGAUAUAGAGAAUUGUUUUUAUCACUAUUGAAUCAGAUUUUCGUGAAGAAGUCUGGUGGCAAUGACUUUGGCCUUACCAGACAUCCAGAAGCUUCUCAGAGAAAAAUGGAGAACUUUCCUAUCACUAUUGAAAGCAGGGGAUAUUUUCUGUACAUUUUGUUUGUAGGUUGUGUGCUUCGGGGUUGGCCACAUAGGCCCCCUUUUAGAAAAUUCAUGUUUGUAAUUCAACUGAAAUCAGGUAAAAAGACCAUAAAGGUGUGGUAGUUUUAAGACAUGCUGCAACUCUAUUCUAUGGCCGGAUAAAGUGAUCCGUGUGUGUAUAUGUUCAUCUGGUCGGGGUGGAUUUAGGGCUAGCUAACCGAUUAAGAGGUGACCCAUUCAUUGAAAGGUAUGAUCCUACCAUUGACAUUGAUAGUGGGUAAAGAUGGUCUUAUAGAACUUUUUACAGGGACGUUUUGAUAACAGAUGAAAUGGCCAAACUGAUAAGCUUAUUGUUGUCUUUUAGUGAAAGAGAUUUGGUUGUGCCCCUUAAUGGUUGAAACUGAA